This is a messenger RNA of Thalassophryne amazonica, 923 nucleotides long. It is a transcript of the gene fam151b, whose product is annotated as family with sequence similarity 151 member B. Bases 104 to 886 code for a protein of 260 amino acids. The record is from RefSeq and is a predicted model, not a curated record. Lineage: Eukaryota; Metazoa; Chordata; Actinopteri; Batrachoidiformes; Batrachoididae. The transcript is spliced from 5 exons.
CGUGGCUCCGUGGCUACAUAGUUAGCAGUUUGUGUGUGGCUAACGUUGUACAGGUGAGGGGAAAUAAAUACAUAAAAUCAGCGUUCAUUUGUUGGUCGAGACGAUGUUUGACCAAACGCUGGAGUAUUUCCUCAAAGCGGGUGACAUAAAGAGGAAGGACGCCGUGGAGGUGAGGUGGGCCCACGCCGUUAAUACCAGGAGCAGACUGAAGGAGGCGCUCUCAGGUCCCACUCAUAUGCUUGAAGCUGACGUCAUCCUAAAUGGUGUUUUCCCCAGAGAACCAAUCAUGGCUCAUCCUCCUGCGACAGACAGUGACAUCACACUGAGGGAGUGGCUGCAAGCAGUGAAGGUGCACAACAAGGGGAUUAAAUUAGACUUCAAGAGUCUUGAAGCAGUGGCUCUGUCUGUGGCGCUGCUGCAGGAGGUGCUGAGUGAGCUGAACUUUCCCAUAUGGGUCAAUGCGGAUGUCCUGCAGGGUCCUGGAGGAACAGCCUGUCCUCUGGACCCUCGAGCUUUCCUGGUUGCUGUUGAGCGUCUGCCUCCUCAUGCUGUGCUGUCUCUUGGUUGGACUGCAUUGUGGACUGCUGGUACAGAUAAUCCAGGUUACAGCUGGGUUAUGGUGAAACAGAUGCAAGAAUUAUGUCGGGAAGUUAAACAUCCGGUCACCUUCCCUGUCUGUGCAGCCCUGAUGGCCCGUUCAUUCUCCCAGCUGAAGUGGCUGCUGCAGCAGUCAGACAGAUACACUCUGACCGUGUGGACGGGUCGCAGUGACGAGCUCCGCCUGCAGGACUUGGUGUCCUACAGGAAAGAGUUUGACGUCAGUCGGAUCUACUAUGACCUGCCGGAACAUCAAAGGAUGGAACUUUCUGUGAUGUCACAAAACUAAAACUGAAAGACAAGAUUUCUUUCAGAAUGUUGUACCU